Molecule: messenger RNA, 706 nt
Organism: Vavraia culicis subsp. floridensis
Lineage: Eukaryota; Fungi; Microsporidia; Pleistophoridae
Exons: 1
Coding region: 1-684 (227 amino acids)
Cellular component (GO): cytoplasm
Molecular function (GO): zinc ion binding
Source: RefSeq, a predicted model, not a curated record
AUGUCGCCUGAGACGUGCAACAAGCCUGAGCAAAUCGAAAUUCAGUGCACACAGUGCAAUAACCCAGCAUUUCUCAAAAUUAUGCGUGUAGACACACCCGGCCAAUCCGCACAGAUACUCAGCACGUACACAUGCUCAACGUGCAACAUCCAGGACAAUACAAUUCUACCGUACGAGGACAAGAAUGCCAAGGGAGGCAUCAAGAUAAUAUGCAAGUUCACAAACAAGGACGAUUUGAAGCGAUAUGUGUGCGUAUUUCAGAACGCUGUGCUCAAAUUCCAGAAGGACGAGUUUGUGUACGAGUAUUCGUCAUCGACGGACGUGACCACGGUGGCUGAAAUUGUGCUCAGAAAUGCAAUCGAUGAGAUUGCAGAGAUGUGGAACGUGAAGAGAAAGAGCACAGGAUCUGUAUUCGACCUGAAACAGGAGCUGAGUGCCUCUAAUUCGAGCAUGUCGCUUUCAGGAUCGGUUACGUCUUUGGAGAGUAUCCAGGAUGUGGAUAGUGCGAAAUAUGCGAUUGAAAUGCUGCAGGACAUGGUGAGUAACAGCGGGUUUGAGAUGGAGUUGUGCGACCCGUCAGGCUUUUCGAGGGUAGCACCCGUUAAUAAAAUGCUUGGUGAGUGCGUAUUCGAUGAUUUGGAUACGUUUAACGACGAGAAGGUCAGGCACGAAUGGAUAGGUUAAAAUUAAAGGUUUGUUGGACGAA